Messenger RNA from Otolemur garnettii (small-eared galago), 333 nucleotides. It is a transcript of the gene CUNH19orf33, whose product is annotated as chromosome unknown C19orf33 homolog. The record is from RefSeq and is a predicted model, not a curated record. The transcript is spliced from 4 exons. The coding region runs from base 1 to 324 and encodes 107 amino acids. Gene Ontology annotation, cellular component: nucleus. NCBI's taxonomy places the organism in Eukaryota, Metazoa, Chordata, Mammalia, Primates, Galagidae.
AUGGAGUUCGACCUGACAGCAGCCCUGGAAUCCACUUCCAAGAAGCCUGGUGGGCCCGACCAGGCGGGAAACCUCAAGCACAGUCCCCCCAAAGUUCAGGGCCACCCAGGGGCAGCUCAGAAUCCAAAGGUGGCCCAUAGCAGCUCCUCAGACUCCAGCAGCAGCUCCAGUGACUCCGACUCUGACUCCGAGGGGAAGCCCCAUGCUGCAGGCUCCAAGCCGCAUGAAAGCACCCCGGGCAAGGUCAAGAAGCCCAAGAUGAAGAAGAAGAAGGAGGAGAAGGGCAAGAAGGAGGAGAAGGGCAAGAAAAAGGCUCCCCAUUGAGGGGCUUGA